AUCUCCCGCACCCGCACCUGUUCACAAAUAUUUGCGCGCUAAAAGCAUUUCGCACGCAACGCUCUAUAACGCGCGAAUUUAUUUGAUCUCAGUUUAGUAGCGCUUACCGAUUUGUCGCGCUUUGUCGUGUAUCGCGAAUCUAAAAAGAAACGGCGAAUUCGUCGCGCACACCGACGUCCACUUGGUUCUCGUCGUGCGAGACCCACGUCGUUAAUGUACUCGGCUGCCACGGGCGGGACUUGAUAAUUUACUCAUGCGUCAUAUCGGCCAGCCGCUACGAAAAGGAACAAACGAACUCUCGAGGAAUGCGGUCUCUCUCGUAGCUUCUUUGCGUAGAAGAUCUUCUUGGAGGAAGUAACUGCUCGACGAUCGCAGCACUGAUAUCUAGAAUGAAAUAACAAAUAACCGGUUAUCGACGCCGAAAUCUUGGCAAGGCAAUGCAAGACUUGAUGCGAAGUCCUUGCAAAUUCUGGAUCGAUAAGAGGAUCCUUGAAGAGUCCCGAUUCGGCUGUUUUGACAAAAAUGAAAUUUAUCCCACAAGUGUGCGUUGUAAUGCUUGUUCGUCGUGUCGAGUUUCCUCGGAAUCGCAAGGAAACGUCGAUGAGAAUUUGGAGCUACCGUAAUUUUUCGAAAUAUCCGUAGCAAGAAAAUCUCGAGUUGCGACUCGCACCCAUGAAAAAUGUUUCGCGUCAAUGUGUAGUGUAUAAAGAAUAUACUCGUAAAUGUGCAACAGCGCAAAGUCGAUCGUCACUAUCGUGCGGCCGUUAACGUAGAUAUAUCUUCUUCUUAAAGGUCGUGGCCGAACGACCUCUCGAGCACUGUCGUAGCCACAACGGUUUCAUAUUGCCGCACGAUUUACGCAUUUUUUCUUCACUCGGAUAUGCGUGUAAAAACAAUCCGACGCUGAUAUUUGACUUAUUGGAGGCAAAUUUAUUUAGGAGCGCAGCACGACGCGACGAAAUUCCCGACGAGCCUCAGGAUUCGCGGCAAUCGAGCUCGAUUGCGUAUCGCGGAGUACGCGCGAUACCUAAAAUAUACGAGCGAGAAUCCGCCGACUCUAUCGACGAAAUACGGAAAGAGGAAAGCGAAUUCGAGAUUACUCGCUCGGCAUCGUUCGUGCGAUACUACCAUUGUUGAUUAGCCGCCAAGGUCCAUGGACGACGGUGCAGCGUCGGAUCGUGCGAUUCGGAUGACGUCGCAUUGCCGAAGACCACCUCACGACUGGAUCAGUAAACUUGUACGUACGCUCGGUCUUCUUACGUCCGACGCCUUUUCGCCCACGUGGUCAUUGCGGCUGAUAACUCGAGUACACAUACAUGCAAUAUAUCGCAGAUUAGCUCGGCCGGGGGAAAAGAGGGAGAGAGAGAGAGAGAGAGAGAGAGAGAGAGAGAGAGAGAGAGAGAGAGGAAGAACGGGAGAUAGAUGGAGAGCCCGAGAAAGAAAGAGAGAGAUAGAGAGAAAGAGGAGUCUGAUACAAGCCUCGCCAUAUUGGCGAAUCUCCGUGAAGGUGCACGUAGUGCGAGUUACGGUGGUGUAUUGCUGCCCAGGUGAUCCACGCCGCGGCUAAAGUAGGAUGAAGUGGUGUGAGGUCGACAGAUCGAGGGUGUCGUUGCUGCAGAGUCGACGUUAUCCCCCCGUUGCCGCCAAGAACCGACGCCGUCACAUCGUCGAUCAGCAGCAGCAGCAGCAGCAGCAGCAGCAGCAGACGAAGGACAGGCCGGUCGCGAUGCAUCAUCAGUUCCAUGUCGGUUACAACGGCGUGCAAGGCGGUACGAAUGUAAAGAGAUACCACUGCCGCACACUGCGGCAAUGCCGACGUGAAUGCCGACGUCUUGCGACCUGGAGAACAGUGAUACGAGCAAGUCGACGAGUUUUGCGCACGGUGUUAUGCUUUGUAAUUCUUCCUGCUCUGUAGAAUGAAAGAAGGCGACGAAGGAAUCUCGAUUCUGCUUUGGGCGCGCGGAUUGUUUCUCAAACUUUGGAGAGACGAACGACUCUCGAUGUCGCUCGAUUGUAACGGCAAACAAAAGAAGCAAUGUUGAGUGCUGAGGCUACGAGAAUAGAAAGCAAAAAUGUUUAAAAUGCCGACGAUUCAACUUUCGGAUCGAAAUCCGUUCGUGUAGUUCAGCUGUUUGAACAGCUCGUUACUUGUUCUUCGAGAAGACGGAAGGUGGAAAUUUAUAGCGUU
This is a messenger RNA of Harpegnathos saltator (Jerdon's jumping ant), 2188 nucleotides long. RefSeq names its product transcription factor CP2 like gemini (gene gem). The transcript has a single exon. NCBI's taxonomy places the organism in Eukaryota, Metazoa, Arthropoda, Insecta, Hymenoptera, Formicidae. The coding region runs from base 1574 to 1915 and encodes 113 amino acids. The record is from RefSeq and is a predicted model, not a curated record.